CGGGUCACUGGCACCACGGAUCACUUGGAGUCUGCAAUCGAUUGCGGUGCCUGUGAUCUGACAUCGGCAACUAUGCCUGGACGUGAAAUUUCGCGGGAAAGGGCGCGAGAAGUAGCGCGCUAUAGAUGUUGUGAUUGUGGUUCGGCGGCUGUCGUAUGCUGUCACCAUGGGAAUUCACGGCCUUGCGAAGCUCAUCGCCGAUCAGGCACCGUCUGCAAUCAAAGAGCAUGAUAUCAAAAGCUACUUCGGGCGGAAGAUCGCCAUAGAUGCAUCCAUGAGUAUUUAUCAGUUCCUGAUCGCGGUCAGACAGGAUGGAAAUGUGCUACAGAACGAGGAUGGGGAAACGACGAGCCACCUGAUGGGCAUGUUCUACAGGACCAUCCGUAUGUUAGAAAGCGGAAUCAAGCCAGUGUACGUGUUUGACGGAAAGCCUCCACAGCUCAAGUCCGGCGAGCUGACGAAGAGAGGAGAGAGGCGGGCUGAGGCAGAGAAGCUUUUGGCCCAGGCGCAGGAAGCAGGAGAACAGGAGAACAUUGAGAAGUUCACAAAGCGCUUGGUUAAGGUUACCAGCCAGCACAAUGAUGAAUGCAAGAAGCUGCUGAAGUUCAUGGGUGUGCCCUACAUUGAGGCUCCAUGUGAAGCAGAGGCCAGCUGUGCUGCAUUGGUGAAAGCAGGGAAGGUCUUUGCCACGGCGACCGAGGAUAUGGACGGCCUGACGUUUGGCACGAAUGUCCUGCUUAGACAUCUUACUGCCAGUGAAGCAAAGAAACUGCCCAUUCAGGAAUUUCACUUCAGCCGUGUUCUGCAGGACAUGGGUCUGACACACCAGCAGUUCGUGGACCUUUGCAUCCUGCUCGGCUGUGACUACUGCGGCACCAUUAAGGGGAUCGGGCCUAAAAGGGCCAUGGACCUCAUUAGACAACAUCGUUCCAUUGAGGAGAUCUUGGACAACAUUGAUCUGACUAAACAUCCUGUGCCAGAGGAUUGGCUGUACAAAGAGGCCCGUGGACUGUUCCUGGACCCGGAGGUGAUUGACUGCAGUUCUGUAGAGUUGAAGUGGAAUGAACCAGAUGAAGAUGGGCUGGUCCAGUUCAUGUGUGCUGAGAAGCAGUUCAGUGAGGACCGCAUCCGCAAUGGCUGUAAGAAGAUCUUGAAGAGCAGGCAGGGCAGCACACAGGGCAGGUUGGACACCUUCUUCACAGUGACCGGCUCCCUAUCAUCCAAACGCAAGGAACCAGAGACCAAGGGAUCGGCCAAGAAGAAACAGAAGACAAGCGCCACUCCUGGGAAGUUCAAGAAAGGCAAAUAAUGUGCAAAGCAGACGAGGAGUGUGCUGUGUGCUGGUGCUGUGUGCUGGUGCUGUGUGCUGGUGCUGUGUGCUGGUGCUGUGUGCUGGUGCUGUGUGCUGGUGCUGUGUGCUGGCAGAUCUCUCCCUCUCUCGAUUUUGAACCAGACAUCAUCCUCCACAAAAAAAGUGUGACUGAAUUCUAGAUAGUAACUGAGUAGAUUUUAACCAGAGAACAAAUUUGGUUCUAGCAAUAUACAGUAAAAAUAUAUUUUUUUGUUUUACUGUGCUCUGUAUACAGAUGGCCUGUAAAUGUAAUAUGAACCUGAAUAAAUUUCUGUUGUACUUCA
Molecule: messenger RNA, 1635 nt
Organism: Brienomyrus brachyistius
Lineage: Eukaryota; Metazoa; Chordata; Actinopteri; Osteoglossiformes; Mormyridae
Gene: fen1
Product: flap structure-specific endonuclease 1
Exons: 12
Coding region: 167-1309 (380 amino acids)
Cellular component (GO): nucleus
Molecular function (GO): DNA binding; manganese ion binding; RNA-DNA hybrid ribonuclease activity
Source: RefSeq, a predicted model, not a curated record